Lagopus leucura (white-tailed ptarmigan) is the source of this 819-nucleotide messenger RNA. RefSeq names its product RAS like family 11 member A (gene RASL11A). Bases 23 to 724 code for a protein of 233 amino acids. The record is from RefSeq and is a predicted model, not a curated record. The transcript has 3 exons. Lineage: Eukaryota; Metazoa; Chordata; Aves; Galliformes; Phasianidae. Gene Ontology annotation, molecular function: GTP binding; GTPase activity.
GAGCGGGGACGAGCCGGGCCCCAUGCGCCUGCCGGGCAUGUCCCAGCCCUUCCUGCUGGCUCCCAUCGCCGAGUGUUCCCCGGGGCCGCCCGGCGCCGAGCUGCGGCUGGCAGUGCUGGGGGCCCGCGGCGUCGGCAAGAGCGCGCUGAUCGUGCGGUUCCUGACCAAGCGCUUCAUCGGGGACUACGAGCCCAACACGGGCAGCCUGUACUCUCGCCUGGUGCGGCUGGACGGGGAGCAGGUGGCCGUGCACAUCCAGGACACGCCGGGCUGCCUCCAGGUACAGGAGGACUGUGUGCAGGCACCGGACGCGCUGUUGAGGUGCAUGAAGUGGGCAGAGGGCUUUCUUGUGGUCUACUCCAUCACAGACCCCGGCAGCUACCAGGCGGUCCGUCCCCUCCACCAGCACAUCCGUCAGCUCCAUCCCGACGCCCGAAUCCCCAUCGUCGUGGUGGGGAACAAAGCGGACCUCCUCCACGCCAGGCAGGUGCAGGCCAAAGAGGGGCUGCAGUUGGCCAACGAACUGGGCAGCCUCUUCCUUGAGAUCUCCACCAGCGAGAGCUUGCAGGGCGUCUGCGAGGUGUUCCAGUACCUGUGCCGGGAGGUCAGCAAGCUGCAGCACGCCGAGCGCCGCCGCCCGACCGUCAUCCCGCGGCCGCGCUCCCCCAACAUGCAGGACCUGAAGAGACGCUUCAAGCAGGCGCUGUCGCCCAGAGUCAAAUAGAGCUGCUGCCGGGGGUCUAGGGGGGAUGCCACAGACUUUAUAUUUUUGUAAGCUAGUGAAUAAAUAAUAAAAAAAAUCUUUAUUUUUGUACUAAU